Messenger RNA from Chanos chanos (milkfish), 1412 nucleotides. It is a transcript of the gene samd8b, whose product is annotated as sterile alpha motif domain containing 8. The transcript is spliced from 6 exons. Gene Ontology annotation, biological process: ceramide biosynthetic process. NCBI's taxonomy places the organism in Eukaryota, Metazoa, Chordata, Actinopteri, Gonorynchiformes, Chanidae. The record is from RefSeq and is a predicted model, not a curated record. Bases 162 to 1388 code for a protein of 408 amino acids. Gene Ontology annotation, molecular function: protein binding; sphingomyelin synthase activity; ceramide cholinephosphotransferase activity. Gene Ontology annotation, cellular component: Golgi membrane; endoplasmic reticulum membrane; plasma membrane.
AUGUGAGGCGGCAAAGUCAGGGAGCAAUGAUUUACACCAAAUGUCCACACAUAGAGAACCUCUGGACAGAUUCUACUGGCUCAAGCAAAAAAACGAGCUGGCUGAAGGGUAGAGGCUUAAAUCGUUUCGAAUGAGACUGGCUGUUGAACUGAGAGGCUGAAAUGGCCGGGUCCCAGCCGAACGUUCGACACUGGACCACCAAGCAUGUGGCCAGGUGGUUGAGGGAUGAGGGGUUCUGUGACUACGUCGACCUGCUAUGCAACAAACACCGUCUGGAUGGCACGAGCUUGCUGGCCCUGAGCGAGUACGACCUGCGCUCUCCGCCACUAGAAAUCAAGGUCCUAGGGGACAUCAAGAGGCUCAUGCUAUCAGUCCGUAAGCUCCAGAAACAGAAUGCAGACGUUCUUGAGGAACUGGGGCUCUCGUUCGAUGGACACUCGCCCCAGGGCAGCGGUGGGGAUUGGCUGUGUAACGGGGACUCUCCGCGGGACUGUGAUGAUGUCGACAUCGGUCUGGGCAGCGAGCAGUACCACCACCACACCAACGGCAAGUACAAGCAUCAUACCAGGCGACUGGACCCAGAGUACUGGAAGACAGUGCUGAGCUGCAUCUACGUGGUGUUUGUGUUCGGUUUUACUUCCUUUGUCAUGGUUAUAGUGCACGAACGGGUGCCUGAUAUGAGAACCUACCCGCCCUUGCCUGACAUUUUCCUCGACAGCGUUCCCAGAAUCCCCUGGGCUUUUGCCAUGGCUGAGGCGUGUGGCGUGGUCCUGUGUGCGGUUUGGCUUCUCGUUCUCCUGCUGCACAGACACAGGUCCAUUCUGCUGCGGCGCCUGUGCAGUCUCAUGGGAACGGUCUUCAUGUUGCGCUGUGUCACCAUGUUUGUCACUUCUCUCUCAGUGCCAGGACAACAUCUGCAGUGCUCUGGAAAAAUAUAUGGUGAUAUGUGGGCCAAACUGCGGCGUGCUGUUGCUAUCUGGAGUGGGUUUGGUAUGACCCUCACUGGCGUGCAGACCUGUGGAGACUACAUGUUUAGCGGCCACACUGUUGUCCUCACCAUGCUCAACUUCUUCGUAACUGAAUAUACUCCGAGGAGUUGGAAUUUUAUACACACCCUUUCCUGGGUUCUCAACUUAUUCGGCAUUUUCUUCAUCCUGGCUGCCCAUGAACACUACUCCAUCGACGUCUUUAUCGCAUUUUACAUCACCACCAGACUUUUCCUAUACUACCACACCCUGGCCAACACUCGCGCCUACCAGCACAGCCGGAGAGCACGCAUCUGGUUCCCAAUGUUUUCCUUCUUCGAGUGUAACGUGAACGGGCCCGUGCCUAACGAGUACGGCUGGCCCUUUUCCAGACCUACCGUGCUGAGGAGGUUAAUCGGCUGAUGCGUGGCCGGAGCAUGGGCAGGA